AUGGCUUCCGAAGCCCUUCUAUUCUACCGCCAACUGCACUCUCAUGGCCUCCGUGGCGCCCUCGCCUUCCUCCCUUCUCUCGUAAAAGCCUCCGCCUCCGCCCCCCACCACCUCCACUUCGCCCUCCAGCUUCACUGCGUCCUCCUCAAGACCGGCCUCGCCUCCGACCUCGUCACCACCAACUCCCUCAUCACCAUGUACUCCAAGCAAUCCCGUGUCUGUUGCGCCUGCAAGCUGUUCGACACGAUGCCGAUGAGAGACUCCGUCACUUGGCACGCGAUGGUGAGUUGCUACAUCGGCAACCAACGCUUCCUCGAGUCUAUGGACAUGUACCUCCGGAUGACCUCCGCCGGGUUCUCCCCCAAGCCCGAGCUUACUGCGUCUGUUGUAUCAGCGUGUGGCCGUGCAGGUAAAUUAAGCUUCGGGAAAGCCAUUCAUGCUCGCUGCGUCGUGACCAAAGAUGUUGACAUCUCUGUCCUCUUGGUUACUUCUUUCACUGACAUGUACUCGAGAUGUUCCGACUUAGUUUCUGCUCUGAAGGUGUUUGAUAGAAUGGCCGAAAGAAAUGUGGUAUGUUGGACGGCUAUGAUCUCAGGGUCUAGUUCAAAUGGAAGAUAUGACAUUUCAAUUGAACUGUUGCGGGGCAUGGUGAUGGAUGGAAUCAAGCCGAACAGAGCCACCAUUGUCUCCGUUUUGCCAGCUUGUGGUGCAUUGGGUUCUUUAGAUCAUGGGAAGGAACUUCAUGGAUAUGUGUUCCGCCAUGGCUUUGACUCCGAGCCGCAAGUAAUUGGAGCUUUGAUAGGCAUGUAUGGUAGAUCCAAGGGAACUCUACAUUUAGCUAUACUUCUUUUUGAGAGAGCCAAGACAAAAGAUGUGGUUACAUGGAGUUCCAUGAUGGCAUUAUCUAAUCGACAUGGAGAUUAUUUUGGCACUCUGCGGCUUUUCCAGGCAAUGCAACAUGAUGGAGUUCAAGCGAAUUCUGUCACAUUGUUGGCACUGAUUGGAUCAUGUAUUGGUCUGACUUCUACUUUGUUAGGCCGAGCUGUUCAUGGCUACACUUUGAAGUGUAACCUUUUCUCUGAGAUUUGUGUUGGGAAUUCUCUCAUAGACAUGUACGCCAAAUGUGGAUGCCCUGAAUGUUCAGUUUGCAUAUUCACUGAAAUGCAAGAAAAGGAUUUGGUUUCGUAUAGUUCGAUGAUCUUGAGCUAUGGGCUUCAAGGCCUUGGGUACGAUGCUUUGAAUCUUUUUACCGAGAUGUUACAUCUAGGAAUCCAACCUGAUGGAAUCACACUACUUGCAGUUUUAUCAGCUUGUAACCACUCAGGACUAGUCGACGAGGGAAUGCGAUUGUUUGAGAAUGCGAGAAGGGACCAUGGCACAUUGUUGAGUUUGGAGCACUAUGCUUGCUUGUUGGAUCUUUUGGGGAGGUCUGGAAGGCUUGAAGAUGCCUGUGAAGUCAUAAGCAGCAUGCCAAUGGAGCCCAGUCCGAGAAUCUUGAGCUCUUUGGUGUCAGCUUGUAGGAGUGCUUGUCGAUUUGAGGACGCGAAGAAGUUGGCACUUAGGCUUAUUGAUUUGGAACCAGAGAAUGCUGCAAAUCACACAUUGUUGUCGUCGGUAUGUGCAGAAGCUGGCGAUUGGUUUCGGGUAGAAGAGAUCAGGAGGCAGAUGUGGAUGACGAGAAUGAACAAGAUCUCUGGAAGCAGCAUAAUUCAAGCAUUAUGA
Messenger RNA from Zingiber officinale, 1722 nucleotides. Its product is annotated as pentatricopeptide repeat-containing protein At4g31070, mitochondrial-like. Gene Ontology annotation, biological process: RNA modification. NCBI's taxonomy places the organism in Eukaryota, Viridiplantae, Streptophyta, Magnoliopsida, Zingiberales, Zingiberaceae. The record is from RefSeq and is a predicted model, not a curated record. The transcript has a single exon. Gene Ontology annotation, molecular function: protein binding; RNA binding. The coding region runs from base 1 to 1722 and encodes 573 amino acids.